GAAUAACUUCCUGUCUGUCCCGGAAGUAGUUAGAUAUUGAGCAACAGAGCUAGCCGUGUGAUUUAUGUUGUGAAAAGGACGCUUAAAACCAAAAUGUCAGAUCAAACGAUAACAGUGACAGUUGCAUACGGAUCAACUAAGCACAGCAUCACAUUAACUGGACAGGAUGAUGGCAAGGGCCCCAUUGUCAAAGACCUCGCAGAUGCUCUCACCCAAGCUACUGGAGUUCCUCAAACUUCACAGAAACUCAUCUUUAAAGGAAAAUCGUUGAAGGACGUAGAGGAGAGUCUGUCCAGCUAUGGAAUAAAAGAAGGCUGCAAACUCAUGAUGAUUGGAAAGCGGAACAGUCCUGAGGAGGAAGCUGAACUGAAGAAGCUGAAAGACAUUGAAAAGUCUGUGGAACAGACAGCUAAAAAGCUGGAGAAGGUAGACGGGGAGUUGACUGGUCUCAAGAAUGGCUUCCUGGCCAAAGACCUUCAGGCAGAGGCGUUGGGUAAACUGGACCACAGAGUGAAAAUUGCAGCUGAACAGUUCAUGAAGAUCCUGGAGCAGAUCGAUGCUUUGAGUAUCCUAGAGAAUUUCAAUGACUGCAAAAUUAAGAAAAAGGGACUUGUAAAGAUGGUGCAGGAUUUCCUGGCCCAGUGUGACAAGAUCGAGGCUUGUAUAGCAGACCACCUAUCAAAGAUCCAGUCAAAAAAUCUUGCCCUGGCAGAGUAGAGUCACAAAGUCUCACAUAUCAUGCUAUACAUUGCUCUGUGAGCAACCGCAAAGUGUACAAAAAGCGUCAAGUGUGGAUGUGAUUAUUGUCUAUUUAUUGCUGGAUUGAUGUGUAUGAGAGAGCGCUCAUCACAGACGAUCCUGUGAAGGAGGUUGGUUAUUGGCGCUUACAUCUGGGACACGUUCUCUGGGUUAAAGAGGUAUACGGGGGUGUGCUCCUCAAGAUAUUGUAACCACAGUCACACUGUGAAAAGAUCAGAUAAUUGUGAACUGCCAUGACCAAAUGUCAAAUAUUCCACGAUGAUGUCCAAAAAAGAUUGCUAAAAUUCAUCAGUUCAUCAUCCAGUAUCUCACAAACUAUACAAUUACUCAUUGUGAUGUAUCAACUGUGCAGUGUUCCAUGUGGCAUGUUGUACACACAUGGCCAAAAGUAUGUGGACAUUAA
Messenger RNA from Etheostoma spectabile (orangethroat darter), 1162 nucleotides. RefSeq names its product BCL2 associated athanogene 1 (gene bag1). Gene Ontology annotation, molecular function: protein-folding chaperone binding; adenyl-nucleotide exchange factor activity. Lineage: Eukaryota; Metazoa; Chordata; Actinopteri; Perciformes; Percidae. The record is from RefSeq and is a predicted model, not a curated record. Gene Ontology annotation, cellular component: cytoplasm; cytosol; membrane. Bases 94 to 717 code for a protein of 207 amino acids. Gene Ontology annotation, biological process: protein stabilization. The transcript has 7 exons.